ACCACUGACAAGCACUUCAGCAUAAGAUGGGCGCCACUCAACGUUCCUCUCCAGCGUCGCCUCCAGACAGGAAUGGUCCUCGUUCACACCCUUUGCAUCGCCCUCUUCCUCGCCGCCUUCUUUGUCCUCUGCGCCGUUCCUGUCCUUUGGCCCUUGCUGCUACCCUACCUCCUCUACGUCCUCUUCUCCAAAGCCGGCACCUCUGGCUCGCUCAGAUAUCGUUCCGAGUGGCUGAGACGUCUCCCGGUCUGGUCGCUCUUCGCUUCAUACUUCCCUGCCCGUCUCCAUCGUUCGCAAGAGCUGCCUGCCACCCGCAAGUACGUCUUCGGUUAUCACCCGCAUGGUAUCAUCAGCCACGGUGCCUUUGUUGCCUUUGCGACCGAAGCUCUUGGCUUUUCUCAGCUGUUCCCAGGCAUCACAAACACUCUCCUUACCCUCGACUCGAACUUCCGCAUCCCGUUGUACCGCGACUAUGCCUUGCGUCUGGGUCUCGCCUCGGUCUCUCGUGAGAGUUGCGAAAACAUCCUCUCCAAGGGUGGUCCCAAUGGCGAGGGCAUGGGUCGUGCUAUCACUAUCGUCGUUGGUGGUGCUCGCGAGUCACUAGAUGCUCAGCCCAAUAGCUUACGUCUUGUGCUUGCUCGUCGCAAGGGUUUCGUCAAGCUCGCCAUUCGCACGGGCGCCGAUCUCGUCCCCGUGCUGGCAUUUGGCGAGAACGAGCUUUACGAGCAGUUUGAUCCUCAGGCACACCCCACCAUCCACAAGUUCCAGCUGCUGGUCAAGAAGGCUUUGGGUUUCACGGUACCCCUCUUCCACGCACGUGGGGUCUUCAACUACGAUGUUGGCAUGAUGCCUUACCGACGCCCACUCAACAUCGUCACUGGUCGUCCCAUAAAUGUACGCAAGCAGGAACGCCCUGACUCCAACUACGUUGAUGAGAUCCAUGCACAAUACGUGGACGAGCUGAAGCGUAUCUGGGAUGAGUGGAAGGACAUUUUCGCCAAACACCGCGAUGGCGACCUCGAGAUCGUCGAGUAA
Molecule: messenger RNA, 1035 nt
Organism: Aureobasidium subglaciale EXF-2481
Lineage: Eukaryota; Fungi; Ascomycota; Dothideomycetes; Dothideales; Saccotheciaceae
Exons: 1
Biological process (GO): triglyceride biosynthetic process
Cellular component (GO): endoplasmic reticulum membrane
Molecular function (GO): diacylglycerol O-acyltransferase activity
Source: RefSeq, a predicted model, not a curated record